UGCAGUGAAGAGGAGGACCCGGCAUGAAGCAGAAGCUGGAGCAGAAGCUGGAGCUCGCUGCCCUCGGCCUCGGCGCCGUCGGGUGGCUAUGUGCCAUUCUGACACGCUGCCUAGCCUUGUGGAAAGUCAGCGGCACCGUGGACAACACCACAGCUACUCUGCCUGCCUACUGGGACGGGGUGUGGUUGGAAUGGGAUCAUUGGGAUCUGGCCCACGAUGGCAGCCUGCAUUGCUCCUUUUACCGGUCUCUCAUGUCUCUUUCUGGAAGUUUUCGGACGUGGAGAGCCCUGAUUUUGGCAGCCAUUGGCGCUGGGGCUUUUGCUUCAGUGAUCGGAACAGUGGGGAUGGUGUGGUUCCCUCAGCGAGGCCAGAUCAAAGUGUUUUCUGGUAGUCUCUUUGUUUUGUCAGGGAUCAUACUGUUGGUUCCCAUAGCUUGGACGUGCCACCACACCAGUCAGCCACUGGAGGGCGCUGUGGGUCUACAAAGGGACUGGGGACCUGCUCUCUACCUUGGAUGGAUCUCUUUUGGCUUGAUGCUUGCCGGUGGGGUGUUUCUUACCACCAGAUGCCCAACUGCUCAGAGGCAGGAGGAGCAGACUUCAGACAGCAGGUACCCAAAUCUAGAGGAGGAGGCCAGUCACCCACUGAGCAGGAUCAACAGGACUACGUUCACACACAGCCAGUACGAACGCAGAUCAGAGCCUAUCUGAGAGGACUGUGAUGCAAU
Molecule: messenger RNA, 727 nt
Organism: Neolamprologus brichardi
Lineage: Eukaryota; Metazoa; Chordata; Actinopteri; Cichliformes; Cichlidae
Product: claudin-4
Cellular component (GO): bicellular tight junction; membrane
Molecular function (GO): structural molecule activity
Source: RefSeq, a predicted model, not a curated record